Molecule: messenger RNA, 892 nt
Organism: Sipha flava (yellow sugarcane aphid)
Lineage: Eukaryota; Metazoa; Arthropoda; Insecta; Hemiptera; Aphididae
Gene: Membrin
Product: probable Golgi SNAP receptor complex member 2
Exons: 4
Coding region: 235-861 (208 amino acids)
Biological process (GO): vesicle-mediated transport; vesicle fusion
Cellular component (GO): ER to Golgi transport vesicle membrane; endoplasmic reticulum membrane; late endosome membrane
Molecular function (GO): SNARE binding; SNAP receptor activity
Source: RefSeq, a predicted model, not a curated record
UGUUAGCUGUUAUCAGCAUUUCAAAAAAAAGAGUCAUUAUCCGUUGGCGUCUCGUCGCUUUAACUACACGAAGCAGUUAUUCCGCUUUGUUUUUUUCGCCAAUAUUCGUAAUGCUGUUGUGGGUUAAACGUCGCCCACCACUACCGGUUCGAUUGAUGAACAGCUUUGUAAUAAUUCAAUCCAGAAUAUCGUUGUGAAGUCGGUUCUAUUAUCAGUAGUUGUGCACGCAAUACGAUGGAAAAUUUAUACCAUCAGACGAACAGAUUGAUACUGGAAACACAAGAACUGUUCCACAGAUUGGAGAGCUCGAGAUCUGAACUGGUUGAAGCUGAUGUGCAAUCCAAAAUACUAACCAUUUCACAGAACUGUGAACAUCUCGAUAUUCUCGUGCACAAAGAGCCCGUGUCCAGACGUCAUAAUGCCAAACUACGUGUGGAUCAACUUAAAUACGAUUACCAGCAUUUACAGUCUGCAUUGAAAACGCAUCAGCAAAAUCAGCUGAAGAGAUUGAGAGCUGAACAGGAACGUGAAGAACUAUUGAAUCGUAGGUUCACUAGAAAUGCAGAUACAACAAUAUUGAUUGAUAGUUCCAUACAACAUCAAAAUUCACUUCAGGGAGCACAUCGAGGUGUUGAUGACUUAUUAGGAUCUGGUGCCAGUAUGCUUCAAAGUUUGCGUGAACAACGUGAUCGAUUAACAGCAACCCGUAACCGUUUAGCUGGAAUCUUUGGUUCUCUGAGACUGUCCAAUACAACUAUGAAGUAUAUCGAAAAAAGGUUAAAAGAAGAUAGGUAUAUAUUAUAUGGUGGAAUGGCAAUCACAAUUCUUCUUAUAGUUAUAGUUAUGAUAUAUUUCAGUUAACGAAUAAAUGUUUUUUAUUUGUUUUUAUGAA